This is a messenger RNA of Zerene cesonia (dogface butterfly), 1057 nucleotides long. RefSeq names its product trypsin-like. Gene Ontology annotation, biological process: proteolysis. Gene Ontology annotation, molecular function: serine-type endopeptidase activity. Bases 1 to 954 code for a protein of 317 amino acids. The record is from RefSeq and is a predicted model, not a curated record. The transcript is spliced from 5 exons. Lineage: Eukaryota; Metazoa; Arthropoda; Insecta; Lepidoptera; Pieridae.
AUGAAUUACUUAGGUGGCGGCUGUGUUAUUUUAAUUAUUGUAUCUCAAAUAAAUGCUGAAAAUUAUGACGAUGAAAGUAAUGAAAACAGCAAUGCAAGCGCAUCAGUAGACUCUGAGAGCAAUGAAGUGUUCAAUAGUAGUAUUUGGGCAAAGCCGAAGAGAGUCAUAAGGAAGGAGACAAUUAGUGUUAAGAAGGAUAAUGUUAUAAACAAUCAACCAAAGGUCAUGAAUAGCCAAAUCAUAAGGAACUCCAGUUACCCGUUCUCCGUCUCAAUUCAGAAGAAACAGUCGCACUACGCGUCUGGUGCCCUCGUCGAUUCCAAGUGGAUACUGACAGCUGCUGGAGAUUUCUACAACGUCCGCGAAUCCAUCAAACUAUUUCGAGCGCGCCUUGGCUCAGUGAAUUGCAAGAAAAGUGGAAUCUUAGUAGCUCUAAAAGCUGUUGAAGUUCAUCCCUUAUACGUGUAUAAGGAACCUCAAUACGACAUUGCAUUACUGAGACUAGCUCAGCCCGUGACGUUCAAUGAGCACAUGAAACCAAUAGCUAUAUCGUCAGCGGUGGAAAAUGUUUCUGGAAAGUUCUACACGACGUACUGGCCAAGGCUGAUUGUCAACGGCCAAGUGCUACCAGCAUCGGCGAAAGAAAGAUUAAAACACAACAGCAUGCGAGUGUCCACACAAAAGCUGAUCCCGUGGAAGAAAUGCUACAGAAUGCUUUCAGCGUCGAAUAAAAGUCUGGAACAUUCUACUUCAUGUUUGGAACCAAUUGUGACACACCACAGCCCAUGUAUUCCUGACGUCGGAGCUCCAAUAAUAUCUGAUGAUACGCUGUGGGGUGUUACUUCUGGAUGGAUUUCUGACACGUGUCUCGUUCAUCCCAGUCCUACAUUAUUCACUAGAGUUUCGCAGGAGAAUACACGGUUCUGGCUUGAUUCAAUUCUGCUAGAAACUUAAAGGAUUUUAUAUUAGUUAUUUUAUAUAGGGUGACUGGUACUCUCUUAUAACUCGGGAAAUUAUGCUUGGAAAUUUUGCAUGUGAAAUCAAUUAUUUUUACACG